AUGUGGAGAGAUUAUGCAAGAGGGCAUGUAGCCAUAGCAGUGGACAAUAAAGAACCAAAUAAACUUACUCUCCGUUGGGCCCUCGUGAAAAGAAAUUUUAUAGAUAUUAACCCUGUCAUACUAAUCCAUGUUGUUCGAACCCCACCAACAGAUAUCCACCAGGCGCAAUCCGAUGAUGAGGUUAUGGAAAUGCUAAUUCCACAUCGUAGCUAUUGUACUGAAAGAAAUGUGCAAUAUGAGGUAGUGAUAGUUCGCGACGAGAAUGUGGCAGCUGGAAUCCUUGAAUAUGUGUCCUCUCAAGUGGACAUUAGAAAAAAGAAGAAUCGAGAGGAUGAUGUUGAGAUUGAGACUACUGUAUUGAAAUGGUUGCCACCUCACUUUCGUGUUCAUGUUAUAUACAAAGGGAAUAUGACCUCUUAUUGGGAUAACUUAGCGGCUCAAAGAUAUAAGUAUCGACGUCUAUCUUCACUCAACCGUAAUCCACGGGUCCGCAUUAAUAACUACCCAGAAGUUGAGUUGGAUUAUGAAGAAAACAACAACCCGCCAUUAAGCUUUGGAAAUGAGAGCCCAGACAACAAUGAUUCCAUCUCAUUUUAUGAAAAUUUGCAUUCUAGACAAACAGUUGGUGGAUCUUCAUCAUCAAAUAAUUUAAACUCGGAUGAUGAUGAGCCCUUGUUCUUGCUAGACAAGAUGGAAGAUGAAGUCAUAAGACAAGAAGUAGUAGGGCCUAAGAAAGCAAUAAUGGAGUUUUACCAUGAAGCACAAAUAUCAAAACAAAAGUUGAUGAAUAAUGAACUGAAAGGUUGCAACAUGAAACAAGAACAAAUAAUGAAAGAAGCUGAAUCAGAAAAAGUAUUAAAAUCUGAGGCUGCAAUUGAAGAAGUAGAAAGGUUAGCAGAGCAAGCGGUGGGAGAGAACAAAAUGUCAGAAGCACAAGCAAAAGCAGUGAUGGAAGCAGAUUCAAUGCAAAAACUUUUUGAUGCUUUGCACCAAAUGGCAAAUGUGUGGAUGUAUACAAGUUUUAACAAUAAUGAUGGGAUCAAAUCAUAUCCCAAUAAACAGAGACACUAA
Messenger RNA from Arachis duranensis, 1071 nucleotides. RefSeq lists its product as uncharacterized. The coding region runs from base 1 to 1071 and encodes 356 amino acids. NCBI's taxonomy places the organism in Eukaryota, Viridiplantae, Streptophyta, Magnoliopsida, Fabales, Fabaceae. The record is from RefSeq and is a predicted model, not a curated record. The transcript is spliced from 8 exons.